Molecule: messenger RNA, 710 nt
Organism: Hevea brasiliensis (rubber tree)
Lineage: Eukaryota; Viridiplantae; Streptophyta; Magnoliopsida; Malpighiales; Euphorbiaceae
Product: small polypeptide DEVIL 13
Exons: 1
Coding region: 121-405 (94 amino acids)
Biological process (GO): negative regulation of cell population proliferation
Source: RefSeq, a predicted model, not a curated record
AUCUCUCCCUAUACUCUGUCUCCCUCUCUCUCUCUCUCUCUCUCUCUCUCUCUCUCUCAGAUCAUACACACAAAGAAGUAUCAUAUCAUUGGCCUUAAUUUCUUUCUUGGUCUUUUUUACAUGGAUGAGAAGUGGAAGCCAUCAAAGAAAGAAGGUUCAUCUUCUUCUUUUGUUAGGAGUUUUUCUACCAAGAGUUCAUCUUCAAAGUCUCCUCUCUUGAGAAGCUCUUCCCUUAAAUGCUCUUCUCCAAGCAACAAGUGCCCUCUUCCAAGGAGUUACUCUCAGAAGAACUCUUCCAUUACUCGCAAAUGUAGUAGCUUAGCUAAAGAACAGAAGGCAAGAUUCUAUAUCAUGAGGCGCUGCGUUGCCAUGCUUGUUUGCUGGCAUAAACAUCGAGAUUCUUGAAAGGAAAAGGCUUACUCAUCCCAAGAUUUUAUAUAUAUAUACAUGAACAGAGAUGGAAUCCUUCAAGGGAUUGGAAAUAUAUCUUCUUGGUUGCUUCCCUUCUUCUUUUUUUUAUUUUUCUGAGAGAUGGGUGUGUUAGGUUUGAUUUGAACUCAUAAAUUUUCUAGCUUCACCAAUCAAGAAAUGAGAUUGGUUAAUUACAUGGAGUUUUUUCCUCCUUGAAUUUUAGAAGCAGUUUGUAAUUAAUUACAAUUUAAAGAGAGCUAUAACUUUAAACAUGAAUUCACAUAGCCCAUACAAUCCAA